CUAGGCAGUGGUUUUUGUGUGUGUUUUUGUUCUCCCCGUUACUAGUAUUUCUGUCAUUGUUAUUCGGUCGUGUCGCCAACACCGUAUGGAGUAUUAUGUUUUAUCUGCUACCCGAAACUAUUCACGUCAAAGUGUUUUGAGGCAAUGUUUUGGAUGUCUCUCAUUUUUUUUCCACCUACAUGUACAUGAAGAUACUGAUCUGUUUGGAGUCGUGCGGUCUAAAUGAGGUCUCGCCUCAAGCGUACAGGUGUUAAUUUAUGCUGUCGUCCAUUUUGGGUUUUGAGAGAAAAAAAAUCCAAGCAACUAACUUACCAAGUGCUGGACAUACAGGAAAGCUUCCAAAAGACACAGAAGCAGCGCCACCAUGCCUUCCAUGUGGAGUUGUCUGUGCAUGAAAAGGAAAAGGAUAUGUCUCACAAGACGCAGCAAGACGCGGAAGAGGAGGUCGUUCAUGGACAGCGAUUCGGCCAGUGACGUCAGCAGCAACGCAUACAGACAACUGACGCCAUCCGGUGAGUUUGACGUCAAAUUCACCGGGGCCAACGCCACCGCGUUUUCGUUUGACAGCGACGGCCAUUGCGACGGAAACACGAUGACGAAACUGCUGAAGAACUCUGGCCCCAAGAGGCGGAGAAGGGUCCAGGACAUCUUCAGCCAAACUCCGGCGGAACAUGGUUUUCGUGAUUCGUAUGAAUCUUCUGAAGGAUCGUCGAGAUUUUCUUCUGAAUAUUGUCCUCGAAAGAGAGACAUUCUCACGGCUCUCCAUGGACACGGGAACACAUUUCUCAGUCCAGGUCAGGAAUCAGAGAGUAUGUAUGGAUACAUCCCAAAGACGAUGCAAAACGUCUACGCGUCGACAGCGUUGGAAGGUUGCCACGUCGAAGAUUAUUUCUCCAACUGUCGCCCAAAUGCUGCUCUGGGAAGAUUCGCUUCCGCCGAUAUGUAUAACAAUAGGGAACGCGCAUGGAACGAAAACAGAACGGACAGGGUAUCGAUAGUUCAUACCAAGGAUACUUUUGGCGACAGUGGUGGACACAUUACCGGGUUGCGUGCUGACGUCAAUGGUGGUUCUAGCACGGGAUUGUAUGAUGAAAUCAGUUAUGACCCCAGCAACAGAUUGUGUGAUGACGUCAUUGGUGACCCAAGCAACGGGUUGGGUGAUGACGUCAUUGAUACUGAAAGAAGGUUUUCUCUUCUUGAGACGUCAACAAUAUAUUCUAGUGAACCGCUCAUAGUGGGAUCGUGUCCGGACACCUCACUGUUCAGUUCACAGACUUUGUUUGUAUCUGGAAUUGAUGACGACAUGUUAUAUUAAGGUCUCACUACACAGUUCAUUUCCGAGUGAGAAUUAAUUUAUCAGGUCCACUACAGUUCCUAAUUGUGACAUAUGACAUGUUGUGGUUCGCAUAUUCACUUCUUGUAAUAGAGGAAGAAUUAAACUAUUUGUAUUUUUCACUGGUUAGCCCUCAGGUUGGAUUUUGCCCAUGCUAUUUUUUACUAUUGUGCAUUGACGUUUUGGGACAUGGGUGUACAACGGAACAGGCGGCCGGUGUGAAUCGAUUCCUGUGCCACCUGUUAUGACUAAUACUACAGACAUGCCCUCUUAUAGCAAACAACUGAGACUAAAUGUUCUCAAUUUUGGAGUGAAAACAAAUGCAUAUAAUAUAUGUUCGCAAUGGUAUAUAUGUUGUUAGUGCCAACGAGAACCCAUUCUAUUGGCAAUCUUCAUUUUGAAGUUGGGCAAUUUUAAUUUAACAUGGAGUUUUGUGACAGAUGGUAUCUUUUUAUUGAGACCUAACAAAAAUCUAAAAAGUGAUUUUUGUUUUUUACGUUGCACUUAGUGAAUUCGAAUGUGUGUUAACUGUUUCGACGUAUCGAGACACAUGGUUAUAAAAUUUCAAUGUCCACAACUGAAGUCUGAAUUGCUAUAUGGAAUCUUUUUUAUGGCAGUGUUCGACACAUCCACCACCUUUGGAAUUUUUUGUCUCGGCUAGUGGGAAUUAUCAACUGUAUUAUUAUCUGGCACAGGGCACAGGGCUGGUGACUUUCUCAAAACUAUGUUGAACAUUUUCAUUGCUGUUAACGUUUUAUAAGCAUAGAGCCAAAUGUGACCUAUUCAUGGAAAUGUUGGAGGUGUCAGUGCCCGUGCUUAAAAAACGCUUGAGUCUAGACUCAAAUCUAAAAUGACAUCACAUACAUAAAAUGUAUAGUGCGUUGCCAUGACGUUAAAGUCUUAGACUCUAUUUGAGUCUCGAGUCUAGACUCUAAACGUUUUAUAAGCACGGGGCUGGGAGUAUAUUUGUGUUGGAAUUAUGCAGGAUCGAAGAGGUUGAUAUUGUUUGUUUUCUUUAUGUUUUUGUGUGUGAUGCUUUUAUUUUGUGUGGGUCGUUUGGCGAUGGGGGUUGGUGGAAGUGCAAGUCAUAUUGACUGAGAUAGCAAUGUAGUAUAUGUAUGCAAGUCAUAUCGACUGAGAUAGCAAUGUAGUAUAUGUAUGCAAGUCAUUUGGCGCUGUGUUAAAUGUGUCAUAAUAA
Messenger RNA from Gigantopelta aegis, 2531 nucleotides. RefSeq lists its product as uncharacterized. Bases 365 to 1315 code for a protein of 316 amino acids. The record is from RefSeq and is a predicted model, not a curated record. The transcript is spliced from 2 exons. NCBI's taxonomy places the organism in Eukaryota, Metazoa, Mollusca, Gastropoda, Neomphalida, Peltospiridae.